Molecule: messenger RNA, 2783 nt
Organism: Haplochromis burtoni (Burton's mouthbrooder)
Lineage: Eukaryota; Metazoa; Chordata; Actinopteri; Cichliformes; Cichlidae
Gene: evx1
Product: even-skipped homeobox 1
Exons: 4
Coding region: 482-1609 (375 amino acids)
Biological process (GO): regulation of transcription by RNA polymerase II
Cellular component (GO): nucleus
Molecular function (GO): DNA-binding transcription factor activity, RNA polymerase II-specific; RNA polymerase II cis-regulatory region sequence-specific DNA binding
Source: RefSeq, a predicted model, not a curated record
AAAUCGCACGUGUGGAGGCACCUCUGUUAUAACCACCUGGAUAAAGUAGCUCAGUGUGCUCAAAGAGCAAUGUGAUUAAGGAAGUCAUCAGCCUCAGCUCUUUAAAAUGUUGCAUUUGAAGAUUCAGUCAAUGAGUGUCGUCAUCAGGGGGGACCAUCGUGAAGACUGGGUCAUUAAGAAUGACAGCUCUGAAGAAAGAGAGAGAGGGAGGGAGAGAGAGGGUAAAUGGUGAUCCCUCCCAGAGCUCCCACUCGGCACUCUGAAGCGGUCUUCUCUCAGGUUCAGACCGGAUUGCAUCCCCUCUUUUUUUUCCAGAAGCCUCUCCUUCUCUUUUAGGACGCAAUCUCCCACCCACCGCCAUCCCCGCUGCACGCACACACGCGCACACCCCUCCAACGUGAGAUUCAUCUCCUUGGUUUUGACGGUUCGCCUCGAAGACGAGGUUUGCUUGUUUUGUUUUUUCUUUUAAGUCGUGCUUGUGAUGGAAAGCAGAGAGGAGAUGGUGAUGCUGGCAGAGGGAGGUCAGCUUGGCAAGAGCGGCUCUAAUUUGUCGGAAGCCAUCGGGAGCCCCGUGCGAGAACCACCAGGCAAGCCGGGCCACAGAGGUUGUCUGAGUCCAGGAGCUGCACCCUAUUCCCGCGACAGGAGCGAUCUAGCGGCGGAGGAUAGCGCACGGAGAAAUAUGAGCGCCGACGCAAGGCUGGUUGGCACGUCUACCUCCGGAGAGAGGCACCAGGCUGACCAACAUCACAAAGACGGCAGCAGCUCAGACACAGAGUCGGACUUCUAUGAGGAAAUUGAUGUCAGCUGCACGCCUGAAAGCAUGGACUACCCAACAGCUAAAGGUCGAAAUGGGGAUUCUCCAAGCCACCCGAACGAGUGCGGUACUGAGCCGAGUAAGAAUGUCCCGGGUCAGGGCUCUCUGUCUUACGCAGCAGAUCAGAUUCGCCGGUACCGAACAGCAUUCACGCGAGAGCAGAUAGCACGCCUGGAGAAGGAGUUUUACCGGGAAAACUAUGUGUCCAGGCCGCGGAGAUGCGAACUUGCGGCCGCUUUAAAUCUACCCGAAACCACCAUCAAAGUGUGGUUUCAGAACCGCAGGAUGAAAGACAAACGGCAGCGUCUGGCCAUGACUUGGCCUCACCCCGCCGAUCCGGCCUUUUACACCUACAUGAUGAGCCAUGCGGCUGCCACGGGGAACCUGCCCUACCCCUUUCCAUCGCACCUGCCGCUGCCCUACUACUCUCACCUGGGCGUCGGGGCUGGCUCAGCUCCUGCAGCCGCCCCUUUCUCAACCCCCUUGCGCUCGCUCGAUAGUUUCCGGAUGCUGUCUCAUCCCUACCAGAGGCCCGAGCUCCUGUGCGCCUUCAGACACCCUUCCUUGUACUCAGGUCCCACUCACGGCCUAGGUCCCGGAGGAACUCCGUGCUCCUGCUUGGCGUGUCACUCCAGUCAGUCCAACGCCAUCUCAACCAGGCCUUCCGGCUCGGACUUCGCUUGCUCCCCAACAAGCAGGACUGACGCGUUUGUCACUUUCACGCCUUCAGUGCUCAGCAAAUCCUCAUCUGUGACACUGGACCAGAGGGAAGAAGUGCCUCUGACCAGAUAAAAAAUAACUCUUGCUCCACAUAAGCCUUUAACCACAAGCUUUUUAACCCUAACGUAUUAUAUGAUCAGGACUGAAACAGCAUGAGGGGUGGGGUAGCCAGUAUAUAAACAGUGAAAGCCAGUUUAUACUUGGGGAGAAGAGAAAGCUCUCCAGCUAUAAGACGCGCAAAAGACCUGCUGUUAUUGAAAUAUAAUAAUCCCAUCGAAGAGCCGGGGACAUUGGGCUGAAAUAAGACUGCGUAGACAGAAAUUCAGAUUUGAUUUCUACAAGAUUAUUGUGACUGCUAUGAGAGAGAGAGACGGGGAGAGAUAAGCGGGGUGGUCCAGAGAAACGUUUAAAUCUCCGUGAUUGAUGACGUUAAGGUCUUGAUCAUUAUUUUAUGCGUCCAAAAAUCAGCCUACACGUAUUGUUAGUUACGCGAGAAUGAUGCUUUCCAUCUCUCUUUUUUAACAAGGGGAUUUGUUAAAAGACUGCGGCCGUCUCAUUAUAGCUAGCUCUCCACACCGGGGCCCUCUCGACGGCCCGGGCCGAAAUGUGCAGAUGCUAGUAAAAUUAUUAAGUGAUGUAUAUGUAAGACCGGGUGAAUUUUGAGUGUUGAAUUAAUGAUAAUGCCAGGAAGGUUUCAGGCAAAAGGUAACAAGGCGCCGAGGGAACGGAUUACCACAGCCGGCACGAUCUGAAGAGGGGAGGGGAGAGAAAGAUCAGAAAGAGGAUGGAGAGAGGACAAUCAAAAAAGAAAAAAAAAGAAAUGAGCAUUUUUAAGGCCACCCAACACUCUUUCUUUCUCUGUUUUCUCCCAUGACCGUAAAAGAGACAGUGUGAUUAAAUUAUGCCCACGGGCCUUCUUUAAAACCGUUUUUCGCUUUGCACUGUUACACCAGUUUAGCAUUUGUGUGGGAAUACGGAAUAAUGUGUGACUGAUUUUUUUUUUCUUCGUUGUUUUACUAUUAUUAUUAUUUUAUUAUAAAACUUUAUUUUUGGUUCGCUAUUUUUUUUGUUUGUUUGUUUUUGUUUUUUUGUGUUAUGACUGGGUUGUCCUUAUCGUUUAAUUUGCAAAUAAAUACUGUCAAAGCAUCGAAGGCGUGCGGAGUGAUUUAUACGCGUUUUUCGGAUCCAUUUAAAUAGCCAAUAACCAAUAUGUCACUUUAAACUCACGGCAAUAGAAUAAAACUGA